Molecule: messenger RNA, 8655 nt
Organism: Paramuricea clavata
Lineage: Eukaryota; Metazoa; Cnidaria; Anthozoa; Malacalcyonacea; Plexauridae
Source: the annotation of a GenBank genome assembly
UUAUGUAAAGAAAUUGAUUGAAAAUCAAACCGAAGCUGAGGAAACAGUACAACUGUUAAAGGUGAGUUAAAUAUAAGAUCCAUAUUAAUUUCCUUCCCCGAAAAUAUUUGCAAUAAAAAAGAAAAAUGGUUGAUCAUAUUUUCUGCCACCGAACUAGUACUUUCAGGAAAUAAUUUUCUCCAGUGCUCCUAUUGCAUCAGCACCUAUUAAAACAGCAGAAACAAUAAUUCAAUUAUAUCUCCUGGCUUGUGGAAAACACCACGUAUAUUUUUUGUUGCUUUCCACAAGCCAAGAGAUAUAUAGUUUUAACGCCAUGCAAACUUUCAAGGAACAUGAUAAUUCAGUUGAUAGGUUCUUGAGCUUGCGGAAAGGUUCCCUGAACUGGGAAGGCAAACUUGGGAGAGGGCAUGAGUGGAAAAAUAGCGAGCCUUGGGAAUUUUUGAGGAUGAAAAGGAAAAAAGAAAAUAUGAAAAUGAAAGCAGCCAAAUGAACGAUGCAGUUGAAUAGAUAGAAAGUAUACCCUCAGUGACUCCAUGCACAGUGGACUUGAUUAAAUAUUAACCAUAACCAUUCCAUCAUGCAUAAACAAAACAGUAACCUCGCAGAAAAUGUUCCCAUGCUCCCUUGGAGUUCCGAAAAUUAAAAUAUUUAUCCACCGUGGGAGAGAGGAGCCCAGCAAGGGAGAUUGACCCACGGCCACAGGACGUUAUAUUUAAAAGAGCCAUGUCAAUACCGCAUUACCUCCUGUCCUUCUUUGAAAGCCCCUGCGUAUUCUAUAUAUUUAUCUAGAACAAAAAAUUUCUCAAACUCUUUCGAUUUUUUCAAUUAGCAUUGUUGCUGGGAAAAUCCUCAUUUCUCGUGGUUAGUUUUAAAGGAACUUCUAUUCCAGGUAUGUUUAAUUUAUUUUUAGAGGAUAUAAUAUACUAUGACCAGACAGGGUUCGUACAGAACUUGAAAGUCCUUGAAUGUCCUUGAAUUUGAAAACAAAAAUUCAAGGCCUUGAAUAUCCUUGAAUUUGUAAAGAAGUUCUUGAAAGUCCUUAAAUUUUUCUUGCUUUUGCUUUUCGAUAUUGUUCAGAAUUGUUUGACAUUCAAAACGGACAUUUUGUUGGAUUCAUUUUGCAUGUUCAUAUCUGACAAAGCUGUUUGAAACUCAUUAAAGUUGCGUUUUGAACAAUUCAACAUCAGAUUUACUGAUUUCUAACCCCUUUCCUUCAGUAUUUUAUUUGCCUCUCCUGUUACCUCCCUGAUCACAUGACCAUAUAUUGUCACAGUGUCUUCAAUAAGCACCAUACAAAAUAUAUAAAAUGUAUUCAGUACCGAUGUGACUUUUUCUGUGCAAAUUAAAGAAGCCUGAUUAUCUUCAUACCAGCCUCGUACCCAGGCGCUUUGAAUUGCUACGCUGUCGCGUGAAGAGCACGCGGGACGACACGCAUUCUGGGUACGAGGUUGUCUUUACAAAGUCACUGUAAAAAUCAGAAUCAGCCGACAAUGAAAAUAUGUUGAAAAUACAAUGUAUAUGAAUACUUUGAAGUCUGUAAUAGAAUGAAACAUAACUAUGGAUUGAUUGCCAACGGCAAGUUGGCAACGUCCGGUUUCAUAUAUAUUUUUAUAUAACCCAUGCCUUACGGCAAGUAUUCAAUAAUCAGUGAUGAUCGGAAAUAAAAUUCCGGUUUUACCACUGUUCGCCAUUUAACAUUGUAACCAUAUUCAGAUCGCUAUUUUAUCUAACCACAAAUUACAACCUGUUAUCCAUUUUUCAAGAUAUCGUGUUCUUACACAUAUGAAAUGAGACCGUUUGUUGAUCUAUUAUUGGAAAUGACGCUACUUAAUGACUCCUGGCAAAAACAUCGCGUUGUCAAUAUUUUAAAAGGUGAGUUUUUAAAAUUAAAUGACCGUAGCUGGGUCAAGGUAUGGGUGUACACCCUAGCACCGGACCGUAGGCGGAUCUAAAAGUGUGGUGUAUUCCUCAGUAAACAACGUAAAAUAAAAGUUUUAUAUCGCUUUUUCAACCUUCUACAAUGUUGUAAAAUGCGGAAAAUAUAGCUUUGCACAACCUCGUACCCAGGGUCUUUCCUCUUGGGGAGCAAAGACCCUGGUAGACGCUGGUCACGUGAUCUGCUAAAAUCUAGCAGAUUUCUAAUUAAACUAUCUUGGUUUUCUUUACGACAAUCAUACAAGAUGCAAAUUAUAAAUUAAACUAUCAAAAUAAUCCAAAUAUCAAAUGUUUAUCGACCUGAUGUUGGAUUGCUAAUUAAAAAUCUGCUAGAUUUUAGCAGAUCACGUGACCAGCGUCUACCAGGGUCUUUGCUCCCCAAGAGGAAAGUCCCUGGGUACGAGGUUGAGCUUUGCAAAGUUCGCAAAUGUUGCAUACUUUUGUAUUGGGUGCGGAAAUUGCUACCCCAUUUGGACCGAAAAUGGUAGCAAUUUCCGCACGCAAUAUAAAAGUAUAUACAAAAUUUGCAAACUUCGCAAGGCUAUAUUUUCCGCAUUUUACAACAUUUCGCAACCAAACUUUGCAAUUGCAUGUACUCAUUUUAGUAUGCUCUUUCUAGCUGUGGUGAUUUAUUUGCAUCUCCUUGCCUAGUUUUAAAAUCAGUCUAUAAAAAUGGGAAUUGUGUAUUGGAUCCAGUCUUAAGAUUAGAUAGAUAAAAUUUUGAUCAAGGAGGAUGAGACGCCAUUUCGAAACAUUUAAAAUCCAAUUCUGUCCUCAUUUUUGGAUUUGCAUUAUUAACGUGUUAGAUUUCUCUGGAAAAGUUGCUUAUGGAUGAAAUGUAGUAAAAAAUUUUCGCAGAUGUUUCUCGUUAACCAUGCUAACUCUACUUAUAGAAAUUUUAUAACGUGUUAGUUAUGAAUAUACGUGUUAAUUAAUUGCAGGAUGUGAUGGAAAAGAUGGUUUAUUUGAUACAAUUCAAAGAUCAAAAAGCCACUACCAUAAACGUGUUUACCAAUGCAUCAAAUUUCUAGUCUCAUUGUUUAGCAAGUAAGUAAAUUGUAAUUUUCAACUGAGUAUUUAUAUGACUUUAUGUACGAUACAAGUCAAUUUUCUUGUCUAACAGUUGAAUAUGGUGUUGUCAGGCAAAUCAUUAAACACUACCUUUCAUCUUUCAGUUGCCAGAUGGCUCAUCAAAUUGUGCUUGAUUCACCUGAUUUCAAACCAAAAUGGACUGCUGCUGUUGAAUGGCUUAAUGACGAGCUUGAAAGGGUAAACAUAUAUAUCUCAAACACGGGGGUCCAAUGUAGGUAGUAUUAAAUAAUAAAUUGCAGUAGUUUGUCUGAACUUCCUGGAUUAAUUUCUGUGAUGAAAUCCCGAUGUCGUAAAGUUCCUUGUAGAAGAUUUCUCAUAUCCAUGUUUUUUCAAGCACAAACUACGGCACCUUAAUAAAUAACAAAUAUAGUUUAAAAAGACAUAUAGUUUAAAAAGAAGGUACAUAAAAUCAAGUCACUGGGGUUUAUACAGUAACAGAAAUAUAAUUAAGAAAUGUUGCUUCCAUGACUGUUAUAUUACUGAUUUGGGUAAAAGCAAUAGCAUAUUAAACUAGUAAUAUAUCUAACUCAUAUAACGGUUUGCAGACCGAGAAGUACAUGCCUGACUAUAACAUGCAUUACUCUGUCCAAGGCACCAUCCGAAUUUGUUUAACUGGCUGGUAGACUACUGUAUUAGGCCAGCAAACUGGAGAUACGAGUUCAAACCCCAUGUGAGACUCGAGAAUGUUUUCAUUUCAGAGACCGUUUGGUGCAUCAAACGCUUACCCGUACAAUAACUGGUCACCGCCUGCUCAAUCCAAUGAAACUUCUAAUGGGUAAGUGAUCAGGUUCACAAUGUAGAUUAAUGAUAAUGUGCUUGCAUAUAGCCACGUCUCACUUUAUAUAUAGUUGCUCGUAGUUUCUAUGUGUACCAUCCCACUACGUUGCAACGACAUUCUUGCACCUAACAUGACAUACAAUGUUGUGUACGACGUGUUAGAUACAAUUUAAUGAAAUGAGAGGUUUAAGCCGAGGGACGGUGGGUGCAGAGAGGGGCAACUUGCUCCAGAACUGGCCUACUCAACUUGAUAGCAGUCCUCAGUUGCAGAGUGCGCCGAAAACACAGCGGACCAUCGCUAAGGUUGGGACUCUUGCAUGCCCAUUUCUAUAUUGAGACUCAUCUAGAGGGGUGCUUCCAUCUAGAGGGGUGCUUUGCAAAGAAGGUUGACGAGAUUCAACAAGUGCUGAACUUAAUAAUGUCAAUGCAAUAUGUAUAACUGAGACACGGUUGUCUCCAAAUGUGCCAGAUUCCUCUGUAGUUAUCCCAGGAUACAAUCUAUUUCGGAAAGAUCGAGUGAAUACAACAGGAGGAGGAGUGUGCAUUUAUUUAAAUAAUACAAUUCCCUGUAAGAGGCUAGAGCAAUGUAACGAAGAAGGAGUUGAAUCUGUAUGGAUUUCAAUGAGACCCUAUUGUUUACCAAGGAAUAUAACAUCCAUAAUACUGUCAGUAAUAUACCAUACGACCUCUAAUCGCGAAUCUGAGAAUAUUAUUCUCCGACAACAUAUUCAACGUAACCUUGACAACCUAUUAGCUAAUCAGCCAAAUGCGCUUGUAAUAGUUACUGGCGACUUUAAUCCAACGUCAACUGGAUUGAAGUCGAAAGAUUUGCCUCAAACAAAUCAUCUCAAACAACUUGUCACUUUUAAGACAAGGGAUUCUGGUAUCCUGGAUUGGUUUCUGACAAAUCGGACUGGGUUAUUUGAAUUGUCUCAGUUACCUAAAAUGGCAUCCUCCGAUCAUUUCACAAUACUGGCGAAACCACUUCUAGGACCUAAGAAGAACAAAGUAACUAAAAAAAUAUUUCUCGUGAUAUGAGGGAUAGUGCCUGGCGUGAGUUUGGUCGAUGGAUAACCCAGAAAGAUUGGAACCCAGUCCUUAAUACUUCCUCCUGUGAAGAUAAGUUCCAACUAUUCAUCACAGAGUUAAAGCAAGGUGUCGAUUGCUAUCUCCCACAAAGGACAGUAAAAGUUCACCAAACAGAUCGCCCAUGGAUGACAAAUAAACUCAAGAUAUGGAUCAGAAAACGCCAAACCGCAUUCCAAAGACAUGGUAAAAACUCGUCCGUAUAUAAACACUGGAGGAAUAAAAUGCAAAGGGAAAUUAAAGCGGCCAAGUCACAUUAUUAUAAACAUAAAGUUGCAGAACUGGGACAUACUAACCCCCGGAAAUGGUGGAAACAAAUAAAAAGUCUUAUGGGACAAGACAUUCAACAGGAGUGGCAUUAUCAAUUUCUUGGUGACAAUGGGAAUGUUAAGAUACUCGCAGAUAGAGUUAAUGACUACUUCUUGAGCAUAACUGAGAACUUUUCACCGUUAUCGCCUCUUUGUCCAACUCGGCAUGUCCCAAACGAAUUCUUUGUUUCCGAAGCAGAGGUUUAUCGAUCAUUGUCAUCUCUACAAGUAGCCAAACUGUUGGACCGGACGAACUCCCAAAUAAAGUAUUAAAGGAAUUUGCUACGGAGCUUUCUCCGGUCAUUCAGGAUAUUUACAAUCAGUCCAUUAAGGAAGCAUAUAUCCCAGAUUUACUUAAAUCCUCAAUUAUAUCUCCCGUACCGAAAGUAACCCCACCACAAUCAACUGAAAGCGACUUACGUCCAAUAUCCCUAACAUGCAAUUUGGCUAAAAUUAUCGAGGGAUUUUUCUGUAGGAGACUUCUAUCACAGCUGACACGAAAAAUUGACCCCCGUCAGUUUGUUCGUAAGGGUCACUCCACUACGGAUGCACUACUAUUUUUGCUUCAACCCGUCUACGAGGCCCUCAUAGCGGAAAUGCUUGUGCUCGUUUCUUUUUUGCCGACUUUAGCAAAGGGUUCGACCGUAUUGACCACCAUGUUCUCAUGCAGGAGCUGAUGGAAUUGGAUAUUCAUCCUUAUGUAAUUGGAUUAACGCUUUUCUUUCAAAUAGAAAACUGGCUGUCAGAAUAGGGGGGACUUUGUCAGACUGGAAAUCCCCAAAUGGUGGUAUACCUCAGGGAACUAAACUUGGUGUUAUUCUUUUCUCGGUUAUGACAAAUAAGCUAAUAUCUGACUGGCAUUUAAGAACAAAGUUUGUCGAUGACACAGCUGCGCUAGAGAUCAUUCCCAGGAACUCAAUUAGUUAUCUGAACCAUACGGUAGAUGAAUUACAUCAAUUCUCUGUAAAUCAUAACAUGAGUCUCAACCCACUUAAAUGCAAGGAGAUGGUAAUUAAUUUUAUGAAUAAUAACAACUCCAUAAUGAGGCCUUUUGUAAUAGGCAGCAACGUAGUAGAAAGGGUAACCAAUUAUAAAUUACUUGGAGUUCAAUUGAGUGAGGAUCUCAAGUGGAAUAAACAUGUUGAUUAUAUCUACAAAAAAGCUUGUAAGAAGCUAUAUUCCCUCCGCGUACUUCGUAGAGCUGGCGUUGAGCAAAGGAAAAUACUAAAAGUGUAUCUAACUACUAUCAGACCCGUAUUGGAAUAUGCUGUUCCAAUAUGGCAAGCGAUCCCUGACUAAAUAAGUGAAAGGAUAGAAUCAAUACAGACAAGGGCACUUCGAAUCAUCUUCCCUUCCAUAGACAAUUAUAAUGAAGCGAUGAUGAUGGCACAGAUACCAACAUUGGAGAGCAGACGCGAACUGUUAUGUAAAAAAAUAUAUGACUAAAAUGAAGGAGGAGGAUCAUCCCCUGCAUUUUAUGUUCCCAAAACAUAAGAUGAGCGAAUGCAGGUAUAGCCUACGAAAUGGGCAAGACAAUACUAUUUUAUUUAAGAACACAACCAAAUGCAGAACUUUAAGAUCCGAACAAUUUUUUACCUUUAAAUAUUUUUAAUGUUCAUACAUAGUUUUAACAGUUGUAUGUAUUCAUGUAAAUAUAGUUUUAGUAAUACUUUGGACUCGUUAAUUCAGUGUAAAUAUACUGCAAGAGAGUUUCAGUAAACAUCAAUUAUAAUUUAACAGUUUGCCAUGCAGCGUUCCGCCAUAUCUAUCGGCCGCUUUUGCAUCUUGUUGUGCUUAACCAUUUGCAUUAUUCGGUGGAUCAAUCCAGAAAACUAUGCAAGUUUCCCCACGUACAGAUCGAGUCAUAAUUUAAAAUAAUAUUUGGGUAUACUAAUUGCUAUAUAAAAUAAGAAAAACGUUAAAAUUAUAUUUGACUUGCCAGUUAUUCAGAAACGAAUAUAAGUCUUGGAAACUGGAAUUGAAUUUGACUUAUCCAUUGCUUAAGCCAACCGGGCAUCGUAUAGUUGGCUCCAGAUUGGAAUGGUAAAGAAAGUGUAAUGCAAAGUUAAAAUUAUUAUACAAAUAAAUAUUUAGCAAUAUUCUUAGAUUUUUUAAGAAUGUUCAGUAAUAACUCAAUUUUUCUUAUCUAGUGUUUUCCUCGAACGAUCUCAAAGUGCAAGAUUAACGUUACAAAAGGCUUUUGAGUUUGUUCCUGAAGAGGUAGGAAAAGUUUGUGUGAACGAGGAGGGUUUGAUCCAGGGCAACAGAUUUUUAUGAGCAUCCCUUCUGCUGCACUUGUAACUCCACCUAUAUGUAAUCUGUCUAAUGGAAAGUUCCAGUGAACUUGGGGUUUUUAUUGUACCUUUUGUUUCAUUGCACGUUUCCAUGAGUUUGAAACUUGUUUGUUGGAUUGUUGUCAGUGUGUAUAUAUUUUACAAUUUUCUCAACAAUUUAUUUUGGUGUUAUAUAAAACAAAUAUUGGAUGUUUUUAUUUGUAGCAGAGUAUUUUCAUUGGAUGAAAGAAAUGGAACAGUUCCAUGCAUCUUUUACCUCAUGAAAAAACUCUUACCAUUGUACUCGUAUAUAAACAUUUAUUAUUUCUAUACCAUGGGGAAUGUACUUGAUAUAAUUAGGAAUCUCACUUAUAUUCAUUCGUUCGUUUCAAUUUUUGAUCAUUUACGGAGCUAGGAUUAAUAUAUAUAGAGAGAGUAUAUAUAGGACUGGCGAUCUAGGUGUAAAACGAGCGUGUAGUUUUUAUUAUCUAAAUCAAUAAAUGUAAGAAAAUUUUAUUAUUUUCUAGGAACAAGAAGAAACGGAAGUCGAAGAAGUAACAGAGAGUGAAAUAACUGAAGAGGAGACGUCGCCAGAACGACAAUCUAACGUCGCUGCGAACCAAUCAAUAUCCAGUAUUUCUGGCCAAUCAAGUUCAACUCAUCCUCUGAGUACUGACCAAUCACUGGAUGAUGAUGAUCCGAGUUUAGAUGAUACUGAGAAACAGGAUAACGAGGUUAACCCAGAAAAAUCUGAUUAAAGAAUCGAUAUGAUCAAACGUAGUGUUCAGAAUGAGCUCUCGCGUAGUGAAUAUACGAAAAAACUCUGGUUUAAUCAAAGUACAGUGCUAACUACUCCGGCUCAUUUUACUCUCAACAUUAUAGAUACUUACCGAGAGUGCAUUUGAGACAACUUGAAGUAACCUAAAUGUCAGCCAAUUCAAGAUUUUGUUUCAUAUGCACUUAAAUUUGGAAAGUGUUUAUUCUAAAUUUCAUUGUGUUACUAAAACUUUAUAUAGAAGGCUCUUUUGCUGUGAUAUGGCUUGAAUUCUAAAUAUGCUCACAGAGAUUAAACAUAAAAUAAACACCUUUGUACAGUCGUUUCUGUCAAAUAUUGUUUACAAUAUAGUUUGCAUAAUAUUUUUAAAAUGUCGGUUUAUACAAUAGAAAUUAAAUAAUCAUUUUAU